Messenger RNA from Phaedon cochleariae (mustard beetle), 2902 nucleotides. NCBI's taxonomy places the organism in Eukaryota, Metazoa, Arthropoda, Insecta, Coleoptera, Chrysomelidae. The record is from the annotation of a GenBank genome assembly.
GUAGGCAGACUUAUUUUUUAUUUUGGAAAUUUGAAAACAAAUAGAGGAAUCAUCGAAAAUAUUGUAAAAGAGUGAUUUAAAUAGAAAAUAUAAUGAAUGAAGAGAGAAUGGAGGAAGAUAAUAAUAUGGAAAACGAAGUCAGCGAUUCUUCUGACUCGGAUAGUGAUAAUGAUAAGGAACUGACUUCUAGAGCAGAAGCAUUGGAAGCCCAAAUAUCAUCAAAUAAAUACCUUUAUGAUGCACAUGUAGAAGUCACUACAAUAUAUCUCCAAAUGGGAGAUCUUGACUCCAUGAGAGCAGCUUUUCAGAGAUUUCAUGAGACAUUUCCCUUAACUCCUAAGCUAUGGUUGAGUUGGAUAAAAGCAGAAAUAAAAAUUGCUAGCACUUCUGAAGAGAAGGCACGUAUUUUCCAACUGUUUGAUAAGGCAGUUGAAGAUUAUUUAUCCAUUGAUGUCUGGGUGGAAUAUGCACAAUUCUCCAUUGGUGCCAGUGAACUGAGUAAAACUCAUUCCAUCCUAGAACGUGGUCUAAACUCUGCAGGACUUCAUGUGGCAGAGGGUUCCUUACUUUGGGAUACUCUGAGGGAGCUGGAGCAUGCUCAUGUACAGGUCAACUCUGAAGGCAGUGAGGAAUGGAAAAAUCAAGUCAAUAGGUUGGCAGAUGUUUUCAAGAGACAACUGUCUGUGCCACUUCUCAAUAUGGAGAACACCUACCAAGAAUGGCAGGAUUGGUUCAAAUCUUUACCACCAGGAAUUGUGAAUCCAGAUCCUAUCGAAUGGGGUUACAAAAAAGCCCUUAAAGUAUUGGAAAAUUACAAACCCUUCGAAGAACGCCUUCUAAUCGCCGAAAGCACGGAGAGACUCGAAAUAUACAAAGAGUACAUAAAAGUGCUGAAAGACCCAUCCACAAUACUGUGUCUGUAUGAACGAGCAGUAGUAGAUUUGUGCCUCACUGCGCAAUUGUGGGAAGAUUAUUGCGGCUUCGCUUUCAAAUUGGGCGACAUCGCCGAUCAAGUGAGCGCUAGGGCUCUGAGACAUUGCGAUUGGAGCGUGGAACUGUGGUGUACCAGGUUGAGGAUACAGGAGAACCUGAAGAGGGACGAGAAGGAGAUCGUCGAAUGUUUCGAGGAGGGAUUGACCCGUUGUUCGGCCGUACCCAACCUCGAUCUGUGGCUGACCUUCCUGGAAUACCAGGUGAGAAACUGCGGUGAUUCGGACAAGUUGGACAAACUUUUUCGGCAGGCCGAAGAGCAAAUAACAGAUGAGACCGAUCCGGCUAGAAAGUUGAGCAGGUGGCGAGCGAGAAUGUUGGCGAAGGGGGCCGACAUGGGCCGAGCUAGGAAAAUAUGGAACGACAUCGUGCAUGGUCGACAUCACAAAGGUACGGCCAGCGUAUGGCUGGAGUACGCCCGCCUGGAAAUCCAGUACGGCGACCCUAAUUCCGCCAGGACCGUCUUCAGGCGGGCCCUCGCCGCCAGCAAGGACUGGCCCCAAUACAUUGCCGAAGAGUGGUCGAUGUUCGAGCGGGAGAACGGCACGUUGGAGGACGUGAUGAAAUGUUUGGAGGCGUGCAGCGUAGUGAAAAAAGUGGUGGAGGAGAGGCAAGAGAGCGGGAGGGAAGUUGAGGAGGUGGCGGAGAGUAGGGAGGAACGCGUUAGGAAACGGAAGUUCGAGCCGAGAGAGAGAACUAGAAUUGGACAUGCCAAGAGGUCAAAGAUGGACGAAGUGGUUGAACACAAACCAAACCUGUUGCACGCCCCACCGAAAAAACCGAUCGAAAAAGAUCCGAAAAUAACAGUGUUCGUCAGCAAUUUACAUCCCCGAGUGACGGAACGGGAUUUGAAGGAGCUGUUCCCGAAUGCGGUCAAUAUCGAUGUGGUUUUGGAUCGGAAAGGCAAAUCUCGAUGCUUUGGCUACGUGCAGUUCGCCAAAGAAGAAGAAACCCUCGUCGCCUUGGCACGAGAUCGGGCCCCCAUCGACGGCAGGCCCGUCUUUGUGUCAGAGAUCAAGCCGGAGCGGACGGAGAGACAGCCCGUCUUCAAGUACGCCACUGGUGCCGAGGAAAACAAGCUGUUCGUGCGUGGUUUGCCGGUCGACAAGACAGUGGAGGAGAUUGAAAAGGUGUUCAAAGCGUAUGAUCCCGUCGAUGUCAGGGUGGUCACCAAAAGAAACGGACAGUCCAAAGGCAUCGCCUACGUGGAAUUCGACACCCGAGAGGCGGCCAAUAAAGCCCUUCUCGCCCUGGACCAGACCACCGUCGAGGGGCAGGUCAUCACGGUGGCGGUGAGCGCCCCGCCGCCGCCCAAGGGCAAGCAAGGGGAGCAGGUGCCAAGGGGGAGCAGUGGCGGCGCGGGAGGGGCAGCCUCUGGGGAGCCGUGGAGGAACGCAAGGAGCCGGCUGCAGGUGCCCGUGAUGAUGGUGCCGAGGGCGGUACAGGCGAAGGGGGCAGGUAAAUCGGAUCCAAGUGCGAAUGGAGGUGGAACUGGAGAGGCCCCAAAGAAGAAUUCUGAUUUCCGAGAUAUGCUUCUCAAUCUCAAGAAGUAACUUUGUUUAUAACGUGGCUGUUUUAGCUCCGAAUGUUUUUAUAUCUUAGUUCGAUUUAAUGUUGUAUCGCUGAAUAGAAAUAUAGGGAUUAUUAUUGCCUUUUUUGUGUACCUGCGUCAAUCUACGAUAAAAAAUCUUUAUGGAAAUUUGACGAAACACUGGAUAUCCAACAUUUUGUUUCCUAAGAUUGAGAGCUUUCUGUUCUAAGACUUGCAAGUGAAGCUUCAAUUCAGAUUUUGGUAGGUAUUAAAAAUGAUUACUUCAAAGGCUCUUGUGGAAAAAUACAUUUUAUACCUAUUAACCCUCUCGCUCAUACUGUAUUCCAUGGAAUAUUGAAUACAUUAAAGUCCUAAUUCUUU